AUGAGUCAUUCAGCCUCCCAGCCUCGUCGGCGGGAGCCUCGCGCUCAAUCGCCUUCCGAGUCUUCCUCCGACGAACUCGCCGCGGGCUCCGAACACGAUGAAGCCGAACGCCGUCGAGCGAGCUGGACUUUGCAAAAGGGCUUCACCCCUCAGCGCCCUCAAAAACCCGGACGUCGCUACAGUGAGUCAGAGAGUUCUGACGAGCUAGCUGUCGAUGCUGGCGAAUACUGGCGUUCUUCGCGCAAACACAACCGUCACCGGAGCCCUUCACCCAUCACCCGCCCUAGUAGCCAGGACGGCUCCCAGCGCGAAUCACAUACUACCGCCGAUGAUGAUAUGUCUGGCUCGGAUACGCAGGCCCCUGCCGCCGACGAGUGGGAGGGUCGUUCUUCUACGCCUGUUCCUCCCCCACCACCUCCCAAGCCGGAACAUCUGAACUAUAAGGAGAAGUUCGUCUUGCGCGGCCACUUGCGCGGUGUGUCGCAAGUUCAGUUCUCGCCGGACUGUACCAUGAUCGCCAGUGCUGGUGCCGAUGCGGCAGUUAAGAUUUGGGAUACUGCUAGUGGGAGACUCAUUCACACUUUCGAGGGACAUCUUGCAGGUGUCUCAACCCUCGCGUGGGCGCCUAAUGGCGAAUGGAUUGCCACUGGUUCCGACGACAAGACGAUCCGCUUCUGGAAUGUCAACACUCUCAAAGCACACACCAAGGUCUUCGACGGUCACCAUAACUACAUUUACCAGAUUGCUUUUGCGCCCAAGGGUAACAUUCUCGUUAGUGGCUCCUAUGAUGAGGCCGUAUUUAUGUGGGACGUUCGUCGAGCUCGGGUGAUGCGUUCCUUACCAGCUCACUCCGACCCAGUUGCCGGCAUUGAUGUUGUACAUGACGGGACCCUCAUUGCAUCAUGUGCUUUAGAUGGCCUCAUUCGUAUCUGGGACACUCACAGCGGCCAAUGCUUACGCACUCUGGUCAUGGAAGACAACCCACCAGCGACCUGUGUCAAGUUUUCCCCUAACGGCAAGUAUGUGCUAGCCUGGACUCUGGACGGCUGCGUCCGAAUGUGGAACUAUGUCGAAAGUCGCGUUCUCAAAACCUUCCAGGGGCACGUCAACACUAAAUACAGCUUAUCAGGAGCCUUCGGUCUCUACGGACCCUUGAAUGAAAAGUUUGAUCCACCUCUGUGCUUUGCCGUGAGCGGCAGUGAAGAUGGUGCUAUUCUGUUCUGGGACAUUGUUAGCAAGAAAGUCUUGCAGCGCCUUGAUGCCCAUCAAGACGCUGUGCUUUCUGUUCAUACAGGAAAUUUAAAGGGAAAGCGCAUGGUUGUGAGCUGCGGGCUGGAUAGGACUAUCCGUGUCUUUGAAGAGGUUGGCGAAGACCAAGCCGAGUUUGAUAACGAUUCUACACCUGUUCCCGAGGUGCUCGUGCAAAAUGAUACCCCCAUGCAUGACGCCGAGGGCGACAAUGCUAUGACCGAUGCCGAUGCCGAUGCAUCCGCUGUGCCCUCGACUGCCGCGACCCCGGCUGAAGAUGUGACGAUGACAUGA
This is a messenger RNA of Penicillium olsonii, 1542 nucleotides long. Lineage: Eukaryota; Fungi; Ascomycota; Eurotiomycetes; Eurotiales; Aspergillaceae. The record is from the annotation of a GenBank genome assembly.